UCCUGAGGGAGGCCAUUCUGCUGGUGACUACUAUGGGUCUUUCUCUACCAGUGUUCCUGCUCCUGCUUGGUCUUUUCACGGGGACAGGGGUUUCCGGACAGGACCCAGACCUUGUGACGGUAACUGGGACCCUAGGGGGGUCUGUCACUCUGCCUCUGCAGCUACAGGCUGGACAGCCGGUGGAGAGCAUCUCUUGGAUGUCCCGUUCCUCCUCCAUGGCCAUAGCCACCGUCACCUUGGCAGAAGCAGGAGGGCCAGACGCCUUCCACCAGGCAGACACCCGGUACUGGGGUCGUGUGAGUGUGGUGGGGCCAGGCUUCUCGCUUCAGAUCAGCAACCUGAGCUGGAACGACGCGGGGCCCUACCGAGCCCACGUGAACCUGAGGGGCUCCCGCAUCACUCGCACGCAGGAGUACCGACUGCAAGUGCACGAGCAGCUGGCCCAGCCCCGUGUCACACUGAGCUCCAGGGUCGGCGAGAAUGGACACUGUAUCUUCAUCCUGACGUGUGCGGCCGACAGCAGAAGAGGCUCUGUGACCUACAGCUGGCUACCUCGGGGACCCCGGACGGUUGUGUCCCAUGGAGGGUCUGUCCUCAGUGUUUCCUCAGGGCCCGAGGACAGGGCUCUGACCUUCACCUGUGUGGUCAAGAACCCAGUCAGUAACAGCAGCUCCCUCCCCGUCUCAGUGCCGUCUUCAUGUUCAGGGCCAGGAAUCCUGGGAGGGGAGACCGUGGGGGAGACAGUGACCGGUCUCCUCUGGGACUUGGCCAUUUUGCCCCUGGAGCUCCCAGCUGGGCAGGAAGUGGAAAGGGUCACCUGGAGCUCUGGAGGGCUUGCUGCCGUUAUGCAACGAGGGCCAGGAGGCCAGCCCAUCCUGGCUGCCGGGACUCAGACACUGAGCAGCAGACGGUGGCAUGCCCUCCCCGACAGCUACUCUCUUCAGAUCAGGCCCCUGACACUGCAGGACUCUGGCCUCUACAGAGCCUGGAUCACCCUGCAGAGUCCCCCAAUCAACAUCACCAAGGAUUUCACCCUGCGUGUCUAUGAGAAGCUGCAGGAGCCCAAUAUCACUGUCAGCUCCCAGAUCAUGAAGGAUGGGACCUGCUACCUCACUCUGAUCUGCUCCCUGCAACAGGCCGGAGAGGACGUUCAGUACAGAUGGGCACCCCUCGGCCAGGGGGCAGUUAUGUCCCACGGAGGAACCACUCUCCACGUCUCCUGGAGACCGGGGGCCAGUGACAGCUAUCGCUGCACUGCCAGCAACCCUGUCAGCCAGAGAUCCAGCUCCAUCCCCGCAGGGCCACUCUGCUCAGCCUCCUUCCUACUCUGCUCCUGGAAGAAGGAAUUUCUUCUCAUUUUGAUCCUGGGAGCUUUGCAGAUUGAGUAGAUUAACUCUGACAAGUGGAGAAGCCAAGAGGACUGUGAGAAGGUGUCACCCUGUGAGACACAGAGAUAAAGAAUUCUGUCCCUGAAGCGCCACCUGCCAGCAUCUCCUGGCGAGAGAGAAAUCAGUCCCUGUUAAUACAUAAAACCUAUUUCAUUUACAUACAGUUCAAAAUUGUCAAGAAACUGCUACCUAUCGUCUGUUUAAAAUAACCUGCUUAUGUUUUAUUUAAUCACCUUUUAGAAUGUUCAGACAGAAAAGAGGAGUUAUUCAUUUAUUCAUUUAAGAAAAGUUGCAUG
Messenger RNA from Neogale vison (American mink), 1684 nucleotides. RefSeq names its product T-lymphocyte surface antigen Ly-9-like. Gene Ontology annotation, cellular component: external side of plasma membrane. Gene Ontology annotation, biological process: T cell activation. The transcript has 6 exons. The record is from RefSeq and is a predicted model, not a curated record. Lineage: Eukaryota; Metazoa; Chordata; Mammalia; Carnivora; Mustelidae. Bases 33 to 1388 code for a protein of 451 amino acids.